Symbiodinium necroappetens is the source of this 2046-nucleotide messenger RNA. The record is from the annotation of a GenBank genome assembly. Lineage: Eukaryota; Dinophyceae; Suessiales; Symbiodiniaceae.
GAUUUCACUGACCAUGUGAGUGCGACGUUGGAAAAGAUGGCUUCCUUCCUGGGUGUAAGCGCUUCUGGCUUUCCCCUCGACGUGGCUCUGGGACGAACCAACUCUCAAUCGAGCACGGGGGGGCGAGGGGUGGACACUGUCCAAAGACAUCCCGUAAGGAUCGGAGUCUAUGAGAUCUCUGGCAGAAGGCCAAUGCUGUGUGCCACAAGGCGCGUGAUCUACUCCAAGAUGCAAGACGUUUGCCGAGUGCUGAACUCCUCUUUUGCAGUGCGCUACGAUGCAUGCCUCGGCGGUGGAACUGGUGAAUGCACGGACAAAGGCAUUCAGACUGAUCCCGCCCGCGCCGUGACUACCAUGGCACUGCCAUUGAACAGCUUUCCAGCUUCCAUUGAAGAAGCACCCUCCAACUUGAUUGUGUUCGGAGGAUUCGCGAAAUGCAGCAGCUCGCACAUUUUUCGCGUUCUCCAGUCUCACCCAAAUACAGUGACUUUUGGAAAGCAGGUGGGCUCUCUGCCGGGAGCAGAGAUUGAGUUUGAGAUGGCUGCUUUCGCGAUCGCGAGGAAUUUGCAGAUCCCCGGAAAGCCCGUCAUAUCAGCUUGCACAGGAAUGCCUCUCAAGGUGCUGAAAGAAUGCCAGCGGCUCGUUGGCUGGAUCAGGGGCAAGUACGACAAUUCGACUCCAGCAGUACUCGUCAUCACGGACAUCUUCUUCCUGGAGAAGAAGGCGCUGGCACGGCGCUGGGCAGGAAAGGUCAAGCUGUUGUUUGUCGUGCGCGAGCCCGCGGAUUACUUGUGGGCCGCCUACAACUUUUGGAUUCUGCCCGGGGAGCCAAAAGGCUUGCAGAACGACUGGACAGACACGACGAAACACACGCGCAGCCCAGAGCUUUUCCAUGACUUGGUGGUCGCCGAUGGCAAGAUGCCCGCCUGGCAGCCGCGCUCGGACAAAGUGACUGGACUGUGGUUCAAUCUCAUCCAAGACCUGAAGAACGCGUCCGCGACCACUCUCGUUCUCAAGUCCGAGGAUUCCAUUGACCACGUGAGCGCGACUAUGGAAAUUAUGGCUUCCUUCCUGGGUGUGCGCGCUUCUGGCUUUGCUUUGGACGUGGCUUCGGGACGCACCAGCUCCCAAGCCAGCACGGAGGGUCGAGGUGUCAACAUCAUCCAAGAAGAUCCAGUAGCGACAGGAGUGUAUGAGAUUUCUGGAAGCAGGCCGAUGUUGUGUGCCACCCGGCGUGUGAUCUACUCCAAGACGCAAGACCUUUGCCGAGUUCUUAGCUCCGCUUUUGAGGUUCGCUACGAUGCAUGCCUCGGGGGUGGGACUAGCAAUUGCACAGACACAGGCGUGCACACUCCUGCCUCCAAGCUCACGAGAGCUUGGAAAAUUCAUCCCGCCCGCGCCGUGACUACCACGGCACUGCCAUUGAACAGCUUUCCAGCUUCCAUUGAAGAAGCACCCUCCAACUUGAUUGUGGUCGGAGGAUUCGCGAAAUGCAGCAGCUCGCAUAUUUUUCGCGUUCUCCAGUCUCACCCAAAUACAGUAACUUUCGGAAAGCAGGUGGGCUCUCUGCCGGGAGCAGAGAUUGAGUUUGAGAUGGCUGCUUUCGCGAUCGCGAGGAAUUUGCAGAUCCCCGGAAAGCCAAUCAUAUCUGCUUGCACAGGACUGGCGCUUAAGUCGCAGAAAGAAUGCACCCGGCUAGCCAGCUAUGUCAGGGGUAGCUACGACAAUUCGACUGCAGCGGUACUCAUUAUCACGGACAUCUUCUUCCUGGAGAAGAAGGCGUUGGCACGGCGCUGGGCUGGAAAGGUCAAGCUGUUGUUUGUGGUUCGUGAGCCCGCGGAUUACUUGUGGGCCGCCUACAACUUUUGGAUUCUGCCUGGAGAACCAAAAGGCUUGCAGGACGACUGGACAGACAGAACGACACACUCGCGAAGCCCAGAGCUUUUCCAUGACCUGGUGGUAGCCGAUGGCAUGAUGCCCGCCUGGCAGCCGCGCUCAAACAAAGUGACUGGACUGUGGUUCAAUCUCAACCAAGACCUGAAGAAC